AUGUGGGCUCCGUGCAAGACUAAGAAAUCCAUGCCCACAAUUACAUCCCAGUUGAUUCGUGCACAGAUGAGCGUAAAAUUGGUAUUUAUAUCAGAUAGGGAAAAUGCUGCCCUAUUUACGCCAAGUGAUGAAAUGAAAGAUCCAUCGGCGCUAAGGAGUUCCGGGCAGUUGUGGCUACUAUUAAGCUCUGGUCGUAAUAAAUCGAUAGAAACCAUCGAACGAGAAGCACCAGUGUCAACUAAGAUGUUCACAGGUUUAGAGUUCAAUUGCCCUAUUAUGAUUAGGGGUGAGGACUGUCUAGUAGAAGCGGUAGGGACAGUUGUGGACAACGGGGACUUACUGUUAUGGGAGUUGUGGCCGCAGCGCCCGGCAUUCUUUCCGAAGCGCAUACAGUAG
Molecule: messenger RNA, 396 nt
Organism: Opisthorchis viverrini
Lineage: Eukaryota; Metazoa; Platyhelminthes; Trematoda; Opisthorchiida; Opisthorchiidae
Exons: 1
Coding region: 1-396 (131 amino acids)
Source: RefSeq, a predicted model, not a curated record